UUAGUGGUGUCCAGCAGUGUCGCAGUUGUAUAAAAAAUAAAAAUACGUAUUUAUUAAAGAUAUUUUUUUACCAUUGAAACUCAUACACAAACAUAAGUAUUCACUAGUUUCUAUUUUUAUAACUUGAGCAAAGCAUACUUUAUGUAUUUCAAGUAUUCACAACUUUAAAAUACUAUUUCUUCAAAAUGAGUGAUAGGGAUACGAAUGCGAGGUCAAGGAGCGCAUCUCCAUCAAAUGUAGACAGUGAUAUAAAGAAGGAAGGUUCCGUAAAACGAGAAGAGUCUUUGUCUCCAAGCAACCAUCCAAGAGGACAUAGUAGAAGUCGAUCACCCACAGAUCAUAGAGUUAAAAAAAGUUAUUCAAGGAGCCCAAGUAGACAUUCAAGAAAAGUUUCGUAUCGUGAUAGAGAGAGGUCUGAGAGAGAACAUAGCGAAAGACGAGGAGAGAGGCCAAGGUAUAGAUCCCGUAGUAGAUCUCGUUCUUCUAGGCGUAGAGCUCGAUACUCAUAUAGCCGUUCAAGAUCCCACUCACGAGGACGUUAUGGUAGAUCUAGAUCUCAUAGCCCGAUGUCUUCACGGAGGAGACAUAUUGGAACUCGAGAGAAUCCUAAAGAAUCAAGAUGUGUGGGAGUUUUUGGAUUAAGUACAUCUACUUCAGAAAAUCAGUUGUAUAAUCUAUUUGCUAAAUAUGGACCAAUUGACACGGUGCAGGUUGUUAUUGACAAAAAGACUGGACGAUCUAGAGGUUUCGGAUUUGUAUAUUAUAAAAAUAGUGAUGAUGCGAAAGUAGCUAAAGAAACAUGCUCUGGUAUGGAAAUUGAUGGAAAAUUUAUUAGAGUUGAUUUUUCAAUUACACAAAGAGCUCAUACACCAACACCUGGAAUUUAUAUGGGAAAACCAACAUACGUUUAUGUCCAUGAUCGGCACAACGAUAGACGUGGAAGAGACAAGGGCGAUGAUUACUACAGCGAUCGUUACAGAGAAAGAGGGUCGUAUAGAGAUAGACGUUCACCGUCACCUAAACACAAAAGUCGGCGCUAUGAAAGAUCACGUUCUCGAUCUUAUUCUCCACACAAGUACCGUUUUAAAAGAAGAGAUAAUGGAUGAAAAUUCAAAAAUAGAACAAAUGAAAUUUUAUUCCACAAUUUUUUUGCGUCUCAAGAAAGAGAAUAUUCAAGCUUUUAGCAAAUUUGUAAAAGAAUAUGAUCUGAAUUUUCCUGUCAGCAAUGAAUGAAAUUCAAGAUCGAACAGUUUAUAAAUGUAUCUCGUAUCUUGAAGACACUUGCAGCUCAAGCUCAAGUACUGUUUUGGUAGGUUGAGGAAGCAAUUUUAUUUUGAGGUGGUUUUUUAUUUAUUUAUUAAUUUUCCGUCUUUAAAUGUAUUAUUGAUUGUAUUUGAUCAUAUUCUUUGAGAUGACCUUAUAACUUAGGUAAUAUAUGUCCAAAACUUCGGCCGCAGCUGAAUUAAUUUUUGUCUAGGAUAUUCAACAAUAAAUUGAUGUUCAGAAAA
This is a messenger RNA of Chrysoperla carnea, 1508 nucleotides long. RefSeq names its product transformer-2 protein homolog beta-like. The coding region runs from base 186 to 1106 and encodes 306 amino acids. The record is from RefSeq and is a predicted model, not a curated record. Gene Ontology annotation, molecular function: RNA binding. Gene Ontology annotation, cellular component: spliceosomal complex. Lineage: Eukaryota; Metazoa; Arthropoda; Insecta; Neuroptera; Chrysopidae. The transcript has 7 exons. Gene Ontology annotation, biological process: positive regulation of mRNA splicing, via spliceosome.